AUGGCUGCCGUUCUUCCAUCGGACGACAACGGUUAUUUCACUGUGUCCGGCCGGCAACGCUCACAUUCUCAUUCCGACUUCAUCUCUUCGACUUCACCAUAUUUCACCUCUUCUCACCUGAGCGACCAUUGCAAGCCUGCUUCUAAGUCUUACGCUGAAUCCAACUCAUCAUCUGCUCCCUCGUCUCCCCGUACCGUCCACGCCGACUCGGUCGAACUUGCUUACGCAUCUACUCGUGUCAUUAACCUCUCUAUUGCCUCCGACUACGACCACACCAGUGGUUUUGCUGAAUCACCCGAAGGUCACUUCAUGCUUCCAUUCUUUGCGCAGAAGAAGCUCUACGUCCACCCAGAGAUCCGUACUGAUAUUCACACCGAUGACAACCUAGAGCCAUCCCCCAAUCCCCGAAUAGGCGACUCUUCUACUGUCUCUCCUGCAGAACGCGAGAACUCUGGUGAGGCUUCUGAUAGUAGAUCAAGACCCGAAACACCAGAGCACGAAAAAUUCAAACACGCAGAGGACGAUACUGCAGUCUCAAGUAGGCCGUCGCGCCAAGUCGAUUAUCUGUCCCAUGAAUGGAAAGAGGAAGAUAUCUGGUCCUCAUGGCGAUACGUUGUAACACGGAGGGGGGAGUUUCCCAACAGCACUCGACUGGAAAAUGCUUCUUGGAGGGCAUGGAUGAAGGCCAAGAACAAGCUCAAGGCCAUCUCUCCCGAAUCGAUCAAUUGGCUCAAGGACUGUGAUAUCACCUGGCUCUAUGGCCCUCUGCAGUCUGGACCAAAGAACCUCCACACUACCCACACGGAGCCCUCGAGUGUGGCGCUGUCAAAGGCCGACUCACUCAUCAACCUCAACAAGAAGCCCAUUCAGAAGAAAAGAAGCAUGUCUGAAGUUAUGCUUCAGCGAUCGCUGUCCACGGCCUCAUUAUUGAAGCAAGCCACCGCAGCUGUAAAAGCCCAGGAGACCCGAGGAAUCCUCCGACUCAACCUCGGUCGUUCGUCAACAGACUACUUCGCUUACCCAUUUGCAUCAUGUCGAAUGAGUGGAGAAGGCAGUAGCGUCGCUCCCUCGGUAGAGUCAUCUGGAAUCAUUUCCUCCAGCUCUGAGCGAAAGCAUAUUCAUUUCAAUGAGCAAGUUGAGCAAUGCAUAGCUGUUGAGGAUAAGGGCGAUGAUGAUGAAGAAAUAGUCGAUGACCACUACAGUUUUGAUAGUGACUUGGAUGACGGGGUUAUAAUGAAGCGAGUCAAGACAAAGAAGAAGCCCAUAUCUCGACACAAGACUGUGAAGUCAAAGCCAGCAGCUGAAGGAAAAAUAAUUGCGAUGCUGCCUUCCACUACCCUUAAAUACCGCGAAGGCACUCCUGAGCCGUUCUUUCCCAGAGAGGAAGAUAUUGAUGACAGCCUUAACGAUGCGCUGUUGACCCCCCGCUCAGGGUUGGCGCCACCCCCCAAUGACGAUACUAAUGGCGAUCUGAACAGGUCCAUCUCAUCGGUUAGCCUUUGCGAGGAGCCUGCCGGUAUGCGACGCACCCCGUCCGGUAUGUUUAUGCCUUAUGAGGAAGGCGUAAUGCAAUCCGAGGAUGGCAUAUUUGGCCGCGUUAUUGACAUAGUCAACACUGCUCGUGAUAUUGCCCACGUUAUCUCGAACGUUGGCUGGAGGAAGUAA
Molecule: messenger RNA, 1665 nt
Organism: Fusarium oxysporum Fo47
Lineage: Eukaryota; Fungi; Ascomycota; Sordariomycetes; Hypocreales; Nectriaceae
Product: GATA-like domain-containing protein
Exons: 3
Coding region: 1-1665 (554 amino acids)
Biological process (GO): protein catabolic process in the vacuole; cellular response to glucose starvation
Source: RefSeq, a predicted model, not a curated record